This is a messenger RNA of Salpingoeca rosetta, 2194 nucleotides long. RefSeq lists its product as uncharacterized. The record is from RefSeq and is a predicted model, not a curated record. NCBI's taxonomy places the organism in Eukaryota, Choanoflagellata, Craspedida, Salpingoecidae. The coding region runs from base 569 to 1702 and encodes 377 amino acids. The transcript has a single exon.
CCGCAUUCACAAGUUUUCACACAGCAGCACACACGCACGCACGCGUGUGCAACGAACCAACCAAGAUGGUAAGCCUCGUUCUUCUUCCUGCUCUCGUUCUUCUUCCCCUCUCCCUGUCCUCUCCCCCCUUCCUUCCUCUGUCCAAACUGUGCAUUCGAGCAUGUCUGUCUUUGGCGGUAUCCCCACGCCCUGACAUGUUAAGCAUAUCAGUGAAAUCAACCCACAAUGGAGCGAUCUCCAGUGUUGCCAGCCCUCUUUUCUUCCCGUGCUGUCAGCGCAUCGAACCCGCCCCACACUCUUCGUUGUUGUGUUGUGUGCAACAAGCGUAACUUUCUUCUCUCUCUUUUUUUGUGCGUUGUUGGUUGUAUUUUUGUUCCCUGCUGACUCACCACUGUCAGUGCCUUUCCUUUUGCCCUUCCACCCCGCUUUCAUUUCAUUCCACUCUCGCACACGCCCCACCUUGCACUGAUUCACCCUCGAUCGUCGCCACACCCACUCACACGCACGCACCCCUUCCCUUCCCCUCCCUUCCCCACCUCUCUCUGUGCUCACUCACCAAUUGAACAGAAUGCCAACAGCACCGUGUGCAGCGUGCAAGGACACGGUUCCGCGUGUCGAUUUCACGCACCCAAACCUACGGGAUGAGGUGACCCGGCACCUCCGGUCAGACGGCGUUGUGGUGGUGGAGAAUGUCCUUUCUGCCGCCGAAUGCGACGCCACCAUGGAGCACCUCUUCGACUCCUUCCAUGCCCUGUGCCCGGCCGUCACGCGCGACCCGGAAUCGUGGCAGCGCGGCAACCUGCCGUCCGGCCCUCCCACCGUUGGCAUGUACCACAGCCUGGUGGCCCAGUUCCCCAUUGUCUGGCGCAUCCGCAGCGACGACCGCGUGCGCGCCGUCUUCCAGCACGCCUACAGCGGCCUGCGCGGGCGCGAGAUCACCCGCUUCGUCACCAGCUGCGACGGCAUCAACGUCAAGCCGCCCACCGCCCCCUUUCACAACCCAGACCGCGACUGGGCCCACGUCGACCAAACCCACGACAUUGACAACAUCUCCAAGUGCAUCCAGGGCCAGGUCGUGCUCACCAACACCACCGCCGCCUUCCGCUGCUCCCCAAAGUCCCACACCCACAUGCAGGAGUUUCUUGACGCGGAGCGUGCGGGCGGCCGCAAGGUCGUCGGCGACUUUCACCUCUUCACCCGCCAGACCCUGGAUGACAUCAAGACGCGCGUGUGCGACGAGGGCGGCGCGUUUCAGACGUGCGUCCACACCAACAAGGGCAGCCUCAUCCUCUGGCUCUCCUCCCUCGUGCACUCUGCCAAGGGCCAGGACGAGGGCGCGCCCAUUGACCGCAGUGACCCCUGGUCGCAGUGGCGCGGCGUCGUGUAUGUCUGCCACCGCCCACGCGAGGACGUCACGCACGAGCACACCGAGGUGCUGGAGAAGGCGUUUGAGACAAACCGGGUCACCCCGCAUUGGGGCUCUUCCUUGUUCUCGCUGCCCGUUCGCCGCAGCACGAGCGAGGACACGGCGCUGCUGGCGCGCGUCUCGGAAAACCCCAAAGAGGCCUACGACAUUGAGCAGCUGCGCCCGACGCGCACGCCUCGCAUCAACGCCCUCUUGCUUGGCGAGGAGUGGCCCACCGACACCAGCGAUCCCGACCUCGCACAGCCGCCCAUCACGCACGACACACUUGUCCACUGACCGAUGAUUGCCUUCCUUGUAUGAGUGUGUAUGAGUGCGUAUGAGUGUGUGUGUGUGUGCGCGCGUGUGUGAGUUCUUUGCUGACCCUUUUGCUUAUUGCUGUACUUGCUCUGCCCCUUGCUUUUUGAAUUUCAUCCUUUCUCCCUAAUCUCCCCUGCGUGCUUGCAUGUGUGUGUGCGUGUUCUUGUUGUUGUUGCUGUUGGGCAACUCUUUUGUUAGCUCUUGCUCUGCCUCUUGCUGUUGUCCAACCUUUGUUCCAUUCGCGUUACCUCGCUUCCCUGUGUCAAUGUCAUGCGUGUGUUCAUGCUUGGCUUGGCCCCUUGUGUUGAUUGCGCCCACUUGCCCCCACUUGCUUUGCCCCUGCCUUUCUUUCGUGCUUUCUUCCGCCCUCACUGCUUCCUUGCAUGUGUGGUGUCAAUUUCAUUUCGUUACCUCUUGUUUUCACAGUGUCUGAGUCACAUAAACAAGCACGCACCAAGCACCAAGUCCAGC